UCCUACCUUCCUCAUUUCACUCGGGUUUAAGGGCUUCUCAUCCCUCACUUUCGUAAAAGAACUAGAAUAACGAAUCAGGCCUAAUAUCUUCCGCCGAAUGCCGUCCUGAUCCAUUCUUCGCGGAAGCCCUUACUCAUAUAAACCCGACCCGUAUCCUAAAACCUUACAAAAUCUGCUAAUACCUCACCUCAACUCUCACAGGACCCUGAAGAUGGGCUCCGCGAGUUUUGCUUCAAUCCUAGCCAAUGGCUGCCGGAGUUUUAGUUUGCCUAUGGCUCUUGUGCGCACGUUAGCAACCACCCACGCUGCUUUCGGUAAGCACUACGACAACAAGCACGUGACGGCUUGGUCUUCGUCUUCUGGGUGUUCACAAAGCAACGGCAGGGUGUUUGCAUGUGCAUCCUCAAGUUCCGGCGUUACCACCGCAGCUGCUGCUAAAUGCUACCCUGAAUACGAUCGGUUGCUUCCAUGUCCCUCACAAAAUGGCCCGCCAAGAGUUGAACAUUUGGUUGUUUCAGAAGGAGUGCCUGUUCUGGAAUAUAUCUGUAAAGCUCUGGAUCUUCCUCCUCUGUUUGUUGCAGAUCUCAUCCAUUUUGGAGCUGUAUAUUAUGCCCUUGUAUGUCCAAAGCCUCCUCCAAGUGCUACCCCUGAGCAAAUCAGAAUAUUUGAAGAAGUUACAGCGCCAUCAGUAUUGAGAAAGAGAGCUUCCAUCAAAGGGAAAACAAUACGAGAAGCACAAAAAACUUUUAGGAUAACUCAUAUACACCAGUUCGUUGAAGCUGGAACAUACUUGCGAGUGCAUGUGCAUCCAAAACGCUUCCCAAGGUGCUAUGAAAUUGACUGGAAAUCAAGGAUCAUAGCUGUGGCCGAGUCCUAUGUGGUUUUGGACAAACCUGCUGGAACAUCAGUGGGAGGAACAACAGACAAUAUUGAAGAAAGUUGUGCAACCUUUGCCACUCGUGCCUUGGGUUUAACAACCCCUUUGUUGACCACCCACCAGAUUGAUAAUUGCACGGAGGGCUGUGUUUUGUUAGCAAGGACUAAGGAUUAUUGCUCAGUUUUUCAUGGUAAAAUCAGAGAGAAAAAGGUGAAGAAGCUGUAUCUGGCUCUUGCUGCUGCAUCUGUACCAAUUGGAGUGAUUACCCACUACAUGCGUCCAAUAAACAUGGCUCCAAGACUCAUUUCAGAAGAUUUUAUCAAAGGAUGGAACUUUUGUCAACUUGAGGUCUUGGAAUGCAAAGAGGUUCCAUGGCCAAAUGCUGUCAUUGAAAACCAAUAUUGCAUUGAGGAUUGUGGCUGGCCCUCCAACGAUAUUGCAUAUGAAUGUAAAAUCAACCUUCUGACUGGUCGGACUCAUCAGAUUCGAGCACAACUGGCUGCCUGUGGUGCACCAUUAGUUGGCGACUCAAUGUACAUGCCAGCUGCAAUUGCGGAGAUGAAUAAUCCUGGGCUUAAUCCAUUUGGAAAAUACAAGAAACAUUAUGCAAGUGAGACAGAUGAAGCAAUGGCUGUUAUGGAAUGGAUUUCACGGCAUGGAAAGGAACCAAAGGUCGCAAUUGGUCUUCAAGCAUGUCAGAUCUCGUGGGAUGAAGGUGAACUCAUGUAUAAGGCUGGGUCUCCUUGGUGGAGACAUGAAAUAGCUUAGAAUAGGUACUUCUAGAUAAGGUUCAACUGCAGGGCCCAGUAAUUUCCUUCAGAUAAUGGAGGUCCAUGUCAUGAAAGUAGUUCACUUCAUCUCAUGAAAGUAGUUCUGGUAGGAUUGUAAGGAGAAACGAGAACUUGGUUAGUUCUCCACUAAAAACAGUUAACAUCAUGCUUGGUUAGUUA
Molecule: messenger RNA, 1827 nt
Organism: Juglans regia (Persian walnut)
Lineage: Eukaryota; Viridiplantae; Streptophyta; Magnoliopsida; Fagales; Juglandaceae
Product: RNA pseudouridine synthase 6, chloroplastic
Exons: 9
Coding region: 212-1645 (477 amino acids)
Biological process (GO): pseudouridine synthesis
Molecular function (GO): RNA binding; pseudouridine synthase activity
Source: RefSeq, a predicted model, not a curated record